Molecule: messenger RNA, 4864 nt
Organism: Zootermopsis nevadensis
Lineage: Eukaryota; Metazoa; Arthropoda; Insecta; Blattodea; Termopsidae
Product: ATP-dependent RNA helicase DHX30
Cellular component (GO): intracellular anatomical structure; nucleus; cytoplasm
Molecular function (GO): RNA helicase activity; DNA helicase activity; ATP binding
Source: RefSeq, a predicted model, not a curated record
CAAUAAACUUUACAAAAUUGACAAUGACAAACGCGCAGCGGGACACGUGACAUUAGACCGGUCCUGGCAAAGUAAAAGCAAAAUGUUGCCCAAUGUGGUGUUCAGGUUAAAUUAUUUGCCUGGGUCAUAUAUUAGUGUUAGAAUAGCGAAAAACUACGAGUUUAGAAAAUUGUUACAUUUAAGCAUUACACAAACAUGCGGAAUAUAUAUGUCAGCCAGAGAAGGGACUUCAAUGAAAGAUACAGGUGAAUCUAUGAUGAAGCAGUCCAAUGUAUUCUUGAACAACAUUUCUGACCAGGUUCUGUACAAAGCACACAUAGACAUGAUGUUAAAUUAUAAUUCCAGAAUGAGUAUCCUUGAUUUUUGGGAAGCUGUUCUCUGUUCACAGUGGCCUGAACAUAUAAAGUCUGUUGGGAAGACACUGAGAAAUAAGAAGUCUCAGAGUAUGGCAGCUCAGUGUUUUGUAGAGAGGCUAGUGGAGAAAAAUAUAAUCUCAAUGAAUAGUGAACUCGUUGUCUCCUCAGUCAAACAGUGCUUGUUCUGUAAACCAGCUAUGGAAAUUACAAAACACUGCAACAAUAUUUCAUUUUUAAGUGAUAGAGAAGUUAGUUAUAACAAUAGAAGACAUUGUUUGGUAAUGAAGUUGCAUCAAGAUAUGUUUUGUAGACCAAAAAACAUUCAGAACAUUUUAUUAAAUCUAAAACAAGGAAUUCGUUCAAUUCAUAACUUAAGCUCAACAGACUUGUUUGGAAGUGGGGAUAAUGUUCAGAAGAUUACAAAGCUGAGUGGAAAGGAGACAGACAGCACAUCACAUGAAGAAGAGAACAACUUGAAAUUAAAAGUGAAAACUGCAAAAGGCUUUUAUUAUUCAAGGAAACAGCAGGGAUCUUCUGAAAAUAUAAAAGGUGGAAAAAAUAAAACUACAGAUGAUCUUCUUGAAGGUGAGAAGUCUGAAGACAUUACUUCUGAAGAUUUGGAGAUAGUUGAGAGCAGGUUCCCUCAACCAAAAGGAACUCUUCAUAACCUGUAUGCAGUAGUAGCCAAUGAACUGAAGAGUUCUAGUUACUGUCUUGAAAAGAGUUACCGGAUGGUAUCUGUUCGCACUGGGAAGGUUACCAACAAAAUGUGGAAUUGUAUAUACAAAGUAAAGUGGCCUAGUGAGGCCAACUUUUCUGCAACAAUGCCAUCCAAAGCUGCUGCUGGAAAGCAAGCAGCAUUGAAAGCUUUGCAUUGGUUACAUGCUCAAGGCAAACUCACUCGGGCUGGAGCCCCACUAUUGUAUGAUAAAAGUGAGAUUAAAGAGAUGACGAGAGUACCUGUAGAAGUGACUGUUGAUGUCAGUUCCUUUCAAGAUAUUGACAUGCUUAUUGACUCAUACAAAAAGGAUAUUAAGCCUGUGCUUAAUGAAUUGGAAACAUCUGAGAAUCAAAAUAAAAUAAUGAACACUAAUGACAUCAGUGAAGGAAGUGCAGAGGAAUUGUUUGGUAGUGUAGAAGCUACUAAUCCAGUAACUGGUCUUCCUAGAAAUGAUUAUGGUCUAAAAGAAAUUACUCAGCGUAAUAUACAGCUGUACAAUCGUUACAGAAAACGAAUUCAUUCUUUAGAAAAUGGUAGCAGUAUAUUCCAACGAUUUGAAGGUGAAAUGAAGAAAAAUAGAGAAAGCCUACCCAUUGCAGAAUUUAGGGAUCUGUUACUGCAGAUGGUUGAAGAGAAUCCUGUGAUAGUGGUGAAGGGUGAACCAGGCUGUGGAAAAAGCACUCAAGUACCACAGUAUAUAAUGGAGCACUGGGAGUCAUCACAACAAGGUGCACAUUGUAACAUAAUAGUCACUCAGCCACGUCGUUUAAGUGCCAUAUCAUUAGCAGAGUGGGUAGCACAUGAAAGGAAGGAGAGGGUGGGUGAUGUUGUUGGCUACCAAGUUCGAUUAAAGGCUGCACUACCCCAGCCUCCUGGUGGUGCUGUACUGUACUGCUCAACUGGCAUCCUUCUACGUCGGCUCCAGAGCAACCCAGGAUUAAUUGGUGCUAGUCAUGUCAUAUUGGAUGAAGCUCAUGAACGUGAUGUGAACACAGAUGUCCUCCUUGUUCUCCUGCGCAGAGCAUUAGCUCUGAACCCUAAAUUACAUGUGAUUGUCAUGAGUGCCACCAUUAAUGCCGAGUUGUUCCAGAAGUAUUUUGAUAAUGCACCUAUGCUUCAUGUUCCGGGGUUUGCACAUCCUGUGCAAUCAUUCUUUAUGGAAGAUCUCAGCAUUCCAGGUGUGAAUGUGAAUUCUGAUAUGUCAAAUCUUCCUGCUGUUGACUGUCAUCAGGUAGCUACUUUAAUUCGCUGGGUGGAUAGAAACCGACCUGAUGGAGCAAUAUUGUGUUUUCUGCCUGGGUGGGCAGAAAUUGUAACAGUAACAAAACAUCUAGGCAAUGAUGGUUCACAUCUUAUUUUGCCAGUGCAUUCACGACUAACUCAUGAAGAACAGCGUCGCAUCUUCUACACUCCUAUGCCAGGAGUGCGCAAAAUAAUUCUGGCUACAAACAUUGCUGAAACUAGUAUUACCAUCAAUGAUGUGAUAUAUGUGAUAGACACAGGAGCACACAAGGAGCAAAGGCUUAAUGUCCAGCUAGGUGUGGGAGUACUGGACAAUCACUGGGUAUCACAAGCAAAUGUUAAUCAGCGACGAGGACGAGCUGGCAGGGUUCAACCUGGUGAAUGCUACCACAUGUACACACGGGAAACAUAUGACAGUUUAAUGAAGUAUCCAAUUCCUGAGUUGCUUCGCAUUCCGCUUGAGAAGACUGUUCUUGAUUGCAAGACAUAUAGUCAAGAUGAGAAAGCUGCAGAAUUCCUGUCUCAGAUGCCAGAACCACCUCCUCCUGAGGCAGUUGUUCAAGCAGUUUAUGAGCUGAUUCAUCUGGGCGCCUUGGAUGAGAAUGAAAUGUUGACUCCCUUGGGUAGACGUAUUGCAAUGUUCACAACACACCCAAAACUAUCCAAAGCCCUGGUACAUGCAGCAAUAUUCAGGUGUGUAAGUCCAAUGGUAACUAUUGCCACAGUAUUGACUAGUGAUUCAGAAAUGUUUCAAGGAGGACUAAGCUUUAAGGAUACUAUACGAUCAGUCAAGAAGACUUUCCAUCCAUCUAGUGACCAUCUGUCCCUAGCAUGGCUCUAUCAGGAGUGGGAGACAUUUCUUAAAGAAAGCACAGCAGAUGCACUCAGUUUCAGCCAAAGCAAGGGCCUGAAUAAUGACAACAUGAAACUAAUCUCUAAGUUGCGCAAACUAUUCUCAGAACACUUAUGGCAGUCCAAGAUGCUGGAUGAUUCAGAAAACUAUAAGGAUCUAACUGCUGCUUGCAACAGAUAUGCAAACAAUGAUGAACUAGUGAAAGCAGUCUUUUUAUCUGGUAUGGGCACAUUACUAUACAGACAGAGCUGGGAUGUGAAGAAGGGACGCCUCAAAAAGAACACAAAUGUUGUACUAACAGAAUCAGGUAAGCGUACAACCAUCACUCCUGAAAGUGUGAACUACAAGCGAACACAUUAUUCAACUCCAUUUCUCACAUACUUCCGUCAAGUACAAUCAGUGGAGAGACGUACAAUAGUGGUGCGGGAAACAAGUCUCCUCUCUCCCUUGUCAGUUCUGCUCUUCAGUACUGGAAAAAUCAGUGUGCAUGAGUACAGGCCUCCUCCAACAAGUGAAGGGAAGUGGAAAAACCAUAUGCUUCUGAAGAUUAAUCGGAGGCGGGAUAUCACAAUGUUAUGUGAAAACAGUCAAGUUGAGCGACUUGUCGAGCUGCGUAAAAUUUUGUGGAACUUGAUCAGUUACUUUGUCAUGAAGGAAGGUAUAGAUGAAGACUUUGACCGUUAUCAAACUGUCCUCAAUUUUCAUGAUAGAUUUUUGCAAAUUCUGUGUAAAAUAAUGUAUAAAGCAGGUGCUACAAUUAAGUGUGACAGUGAGGGCACUCACCGAGAAUAACUUGUUAACACCCUUUUCAUGGCACACUUGCAAAAAAAGUGGAAUUGUUGACAAGUUUUAAGAAUCUGUAAUGUCAAAGAGGGCAUACUUCUGUAAUUGCAUUUACUGUGGAUAGGAUUGUCCACCAGUUUUCAAGAAUGCAGAAUUUUAUGCAUUGAAAUUACUUGCAUGUUAUUAGUUCUGUUCUAUCAUUGUCACUUGUCAUGAAUAUCUAGAGUCAGUACACAGAUACAUAUCUGAGGAAAAUGAACAUUUUUAUGAUUAUGAUUGUUUUAGGCCAACUUAUAUGCUUGUAAAUAAUUUCCAUUAAAUGACAUCAUGAUAAAAUAAAUUAAGCAACAUGAAGUGAAGAAAGUAUAAAUGUUGCUACCUGUUCCUUCUGAAGAAAGAAUCUGGUAAUCUGGAAUUGUUUUGGUAAUAGUAUGUUGGUGUUAACAGUGAUAUGGUGCAUCCAGCUUUCAGAAUACUGAGCAUUGUUAUAAGAUAUCUAAUGGAAUGACCUGUAAAAAUUCAAAUUUGUCUUUUCUAUUUUCUCACACUGGGUUAUGGUGUAUUUAUAUUUCUUUUAUACCAUCACAGUGAGAAGAAGUUAUAAUUUAUUUGUUUAGACAAAUUUUAUAUUUGUGAGUUUUUAAUUGUCCUUCCUAAAUGUAACAGCUUUAUGUCGCUGUUGUCCUAUUUUCUUAUUUGGUUUGUGCAGUGCACUGUACUGUAAAAGAAUUUGAACAGUUUUAGGUCUUCUGCAUUGUCACGAUGAUAAGCGCGUGUAGCUAAAGAAUUGCUUAUGCUGGUACUGCUUCACCAAUAAAGGGGUACCUGGAGAAGCAGCUACAUUUGCUGUGCCUUUAAUCCACUCUUGUAUAGAAAGGAUAAUGCCUCUGCAAUAAACUGUAUAGGUAA